Molecule: messenger RNA, 1113 nt
Organism: Darwinula stevensoni
Lineage: Eukaryota; Metazoa; Arthropoda; Ostracoda; Podocopida; Darwinulidae
Source: the annotation of a GenBank genome assembly
AUGAGCAAUAAGGUGCCCUACGACGAUACCGCCCGCAUGGAAAAAGUCGUAUCUUAUGUGGCAGAUGAUAUAGAUACUGCACCUUUAUUGUUGCACAUAGGACAGCCAGAAGAACUUCGCAUGACACCACCUGCUUUUCGCCACUUCCUCAUCAGUAAAGCCAGAGAAAAGCCUAUGCGUAUCGUUUUGCCUGAAGGCAGCGAGCCUCGUACCAUUGCAGCUGCACAAGCAUGUCAUGAAAAAAAGAUUGCAAAGUGUGUUCUGCUUGGCAAUCGCCAAGAGAUAUUAGAUGCUGCUUAUGCACAAAAUAUAACCCUAGCGCCAGAUAUUGAAAUUGUGAAUCCUGAAAUAGUCGCUGCCAAAUACAUCAACCCUUUGGUACAAGUACGCAAAAACAAGGGUAUGACUCCCUUGCUGGCACAAAAUGAACUUGAGGAUAAUGUGAUGUUGGGUACACUCAUGUUAUAUCUAGGAGAAGUUGACGGUUUGGUCUCUGGUGCCAUACACACCACUGCCAAUACUGUCCGCCCUGCCAUGCAAGUAAUUAAAACAGCACCUGGUUGCGCUUUGGUGUCCUCUGCUUUCUUUAUGCUCAUGCCUGAUCAAGUUUUGGUCUAUGCAGACUGCGCCAUCAACCCUGAGCCCAAUGCCGAACAAUUGGCAGACAUUGCUAUACAAACAGCCGAUUCAGCGCUCCAAUUUGGCAUUUUCCCUCGGGUUGCCAUGAUUUCAUACUCUACUGGAGAUUCAGGCUCGGGAGAAGAGGUAGACAAAGUGCGUGCUGCCACUGCUUUGGUGCGCAGUAAAAGACCAGACAUAUUGGUCGAUGGACCCAUGCAAUACGACGCUGCCAGUGUAGAGAGCGUAGGAAAGCAAAAGGCUCCAGAUAGCCCAGUUGCUGGGCGCGCCACGGUAUUUAUAUUUCCCGACCUUAAUACUGGCAACACCACCUACAAAGCUGUACAACGCUCGGCCAAUGUAGUCUCGGUUGGCCCCAUGCUGCAAGGACUGCGUAAACCAGUAAACGACCUAUCUCGCGGCGCAUCGGUUGAAGAUAUCGUCUACACCAUUGCCCUGACAGCCAUCCAAGCGCAAAAGCUUAAUGACAGUACA